Molecule: messenger RNA, 1685 nt
Organism: Prosopis cineraria
Lineage: Eukaryota; Viridiplantae; Streptophyta; Magnoliopsida; Fabales; Fabaceae
Product: GABA transporter 1-like
Exons: 7
Coding region: 249-1574 (441 amino acids)
Cellular component (GO): plasma membrane
Source: RefSeq, a predicted model, not a curated record
CGAGUCCACCAAGGCACCAACAAAUGCCACCCUUGCACUGGAGAUAAGAAAGUCGUAUCAUCCGGCCUCGCGCUUUUGACUUGGGAACUGGGAGGCAAUGUGGGCUACCAUCAAGAUUCGCGUUGGAUCGUUUCCUCUGGCGGCACUGACUGGCAUGAUUUUCAAAGCUUCAAGGGAAAAGCAUCGGCAUGCCGUCUCCAAAGAGCGCCAAGUGAGGGAAGAAGACGCAAAAUUCAGGGGUGCUGGAAAUGGGAUCCCCAGAAAGAGAGGCAGAAGAAGAAGAAGAAGAAGAAGAAGGAGUCUCAGUGGGAGACGGUAGAGGGACGUGGAAGCACGCAGCUUUCCACGUAGCCACCACUAUUGCCACCCCUGCUGCUUACGCUCCUCUGCCCUUUGCUCUCGCUUCCCUUUCUUGGCCUCUCGGCGUGACUAGCCUGGUGAUUGCAACGCUAGCUACCUGGUACUCGAGUAUAUUAAUCGCUUCUUUAUGGAAAUGGAAUGGGGAGAAGCACCUUACCUACAGACAACUUGCGCGCGGUAUUUUCGGUUCCUGGGGGUACUGGUCUAUUGCCUUGUUUCAGCAGGUAGCUUCUCUGGGAAACAACAUUGCCAUUCAAAUUGCUGCUGGGAGCAGCCUUAAGGCAGUUUACAAACACUAUCACAAGGAUGGCGCAUUGACUCUGCAGCAUUUUAUCGUGUUCUUUGGACUCUUUGAGCUUGUCCUCUCCCAGCUCCCUGACAUCCACUCGCUAAGAUGGGUUAAUGCAUUUUGCACUUUCAGCACUAUUGGAUUUGCUGCUACAACCAUUGGUGUCAUUAUUUAUGAUGGGAAGAAGAUGGACAGAACAUCAGUGAGUUACAGUUUUCAGGGCAGUUCUGCCUCCAAGUUCUUCAAGGCCAUCAAUGCCCUUGGGGUCAUUGCCUUUUCAUUCGGAGAUGCAAUGCUUCCAGAAAUACAGAACACAGUGAGAGAACCAGUAAAGAAGAAUAUGUACAAAGGUAUAUCAGCAGCAUAUAGCGUCAUUGUUUUGAGUUACUGGCAGUUGGCCUUCUUUGGAUAUUGGGCUUUUGGAUCAGAAGUUCAGCCUUACAUCUUAGCUUCGCUGUCUAAUCCAGAAUGGACUGUCAUUAUGGCUAACCUGUUUGCAGCAAUCCAAAUAUCAGGAUGCUUUCAGAUAUAUUGCAGGCCGACGUAUGCCUAUUUUGAGGAAAGAAUGGUGUCCAAUCAUGAAUCUAGAAACCAUUUCUCGACAAGAAGCCGCCUUGUAAGGCUUUGUUUUACUUCUAUAUACACGGGCCUUGUGACUCUGAUUGCUGCAGCUAUGCCCUUUUUUGGGGACUUUGUGUCAAUAUGUGGGGCUAUUGGGUUCACUCCUCUAGACUUUGUCUUCCCUGCUUUAGCCUACCUCAAGGCAGGAAAUAUGCCAAAGAACACCAAAAUUAGGGUUUUAAUGCAGCUUCUGAAUGUUUUUUUAGUUUUCUAUUUCUCCAUUGUGGCUGUCCUGGGUUGCAUAGGAGCUAUUAGAUUUAUAGUGGAAGAUGUCAGCACCUACAAGUUUUUCCAUGAUAUGUGAAAGCUGUUUCCCUGCUGCAUUCUGCUGAUACAGUUGUUCUUUCACAAACGAAGCCUGUAAAAUCAUUCCACUAUCUGGAAUCUUAUGUUGCCUUCAAGGCUUUAAUGCGUU